Messenger RNA from Bemisia tabaci, 1150 nucleotides. Its product is annotated as GTP-binding nuclear protein Ran. Gene Ontology annotation, cellular component: nucleus; cytoplasm. Gene Ontology annotation, biological process: protein import into nucleus; ribosomal subunit export from nucleus. Lineage: Eukaryota; Metazoa; Arthropoda; Insecta; Hemiptera; Aleyrodidae. The record is from RefSeq and is a predicted model, not a curated record. Gene Ontology annotation, molecular function: GTP binding; GTPase activity.
AAAUGGAAACGAACGAGGACGAACCCGUGAUUCGACUUUUCGCUGUUUGGUGCGAUGAAGCUGAAAAAUCAUAAAUUGAGCGUGGAUUUGCCUGUAUCGAAUUCAGCUACCUCAAUUCAUCGGUGAGCUGCGAUAGCAUCAAAAUAAAAGGUCAACAGGAAUAAUCACUGAAGAAUGACACAACAAGAUAUCCCAACAUUCAAGUGUGUGCUUGUUGGCGACGGAGGUACAGGCAAAACAACUUUCGUCAAACGGCACUUAACUGGUGAAUUUGAAAAGAAGUAUGUUGCAACACUAGGAGUUGAAGUUCAUCCACUGGUUUUUCACACUAACAGAGGCCCAAUCCGAUUCAAUGUUUGGGAUACAGCAGGACAAGAGAAAUUUGGCGGUCUUCGUGAUGGUUAUUACAUUCAGGGUCAGUGCGCUAUCGUCAUGUUUGACGUCACAUCACGAGUAACGUACAAAAAUGUUCCAAACUGGCAUAGAGAUCUUGUUCGUGUUUGUGAAAAUAUCCCAAUUGUUCUCUGCGGAAACAAAGUUGAUAUAAAAGACCGAAAAGUCAAGGCCAAAAGUAUAGUUUUUCAUCGGAAGAAAAAUCUUCAGUACUACGACAUCAGCGCCAAGAGCAAUUACAACUUUGAGAAACCAUUUUUAUGGCUGGCCAGAAAAUUGAUCGGGGAUGCCAACCUUGAAUUUGUAGCGAUGCCUGCUCUUGUACCUCCUGAAGUUGUAAUGGAUCCUCAGUGGCAGACCCAGAUUGAGAAAGAUCUCAGGGAAGCCCAAGAAACUGCAUUGCCAGAUGAUGAUGAAGACCUAUGAGCUCCAAUUCAAGACAGUCUUGUAUCAUCGACUUUUAUUUUCCAAUUUUUAAAACCAGUGUGAUUAAUUUUACGUAGAAUUCUUAAGUUAUUUUAUUAUGUUGUACAUACAUUUAUCAUACCUACUCUUGUUUUUAGACAAUACGAAUGUUGUUUACCUUUUUAAAAUGAAAUUGUGAUGUAAAAUGUAAUUAAUUGAGAUCAAUGAUGAUAAGUAAAAUUAAAUUCAUAAUCAAUUUAGCACCACAAAUUUUAAUUCAAUCCCGGGCAUUUCAGUAAUGUGGAAGUACGAUCUCUUUUUUACUGAGAAUAAAAAUUUUUCUAAUGUAUAA